UCUUUUCUCUCUUAGAUUAAGGGGCGUGGCUGAAAUAAACCGUUGCAGCGCCAUCGCUCGAUGGGUUCACAGAAACUUUCAUGUUCUGACAUAACCUGAGAUUACCGACAUAUUGACCCCAAUACCGAUAUGUUGGCCGAAACUUCGUCCGGAUUUUUAACACAGCAUUGGACUUCUAUACUGGUCUCUCUUCUCUGGUCGUAAUUCAACUCUAUGAUACAAUUACAACUUUUAUUGGUGUAAUUUUUCAAUUCACAAUAAUUUUGUGCAUAUAAAAAAAAUCAUUAUUUAGACAUGGAUAUUUUAAAAGCAGAAAUAGCUAAAAAACGAAAGCAACUCGAAGAAAGCAAUGUUUUGAAAAAUAAAAAAUAUUUUAAACGUGGUGAAUUAGUAUCUAAAGAUACAAAGCUAUUAAAUUCAACAGAUAGUGAAAGCGUUUCAAUCAACACAGUAGUUGAAAACCAAGUAGAAGAGUCUGUUGAAAAUUCAGUAGAACAUCAAAAAUUAUCACGACCUGAGGUUAUAAGAAGAUUACGUGAGCGAGGAGAACCUAUCAUAUUAUUUGGUGAAUCUGAAUUAGAAUCAUUUCAAAGACUUAGAAAGCACGAAAUUCUAGAACCAGAAGUAAAUAAAGGAUUUAGAAAUGAUUUUCAGGAAGCAAUGGAACAAGUUGAUCAAGCCUAUCUUAAUGAAUUGUUAACAUCAUCGAAAGUUAAUGAUUAUGAUAGAAAAGGGGAUGUUAAUAUUCCCAAUGAAGAAAUUACGUAUGAAGAUAUAGAAAAAAUGUCUGUCAAACUAAAUCGGGGAGACAAGGACUUUGACAUGAAUUUACUUACUCAGUUUCUUCAAUUCUUAGUUCAAAUGUGGGGUAGGCAAUUAAAUAGUCGUAGUAGUAGUGAAAAAAUGAGUACAAAAGGAAAAAUGGCAAGUGCAACUUAUGCACAAACAAGAGAAUAUUUAAAGCCUUUAUUAAGAAAAUUAAAGAAUAAAUCUCUGCCAGAAGAUAUUACUGAUAGUUUAACAGAAAUUGUAAAACAUUUGUUGGAACGAAAUUAUAUUCUAGCAAGUGAUGCUUACCUUCAAAUGGCAAUCGGCAAUUCACCCUGGCCUAUUGGAGUAACUAUGGUUGGUAUUCACGCACGUACGGGCAGAGAAAAAAUUUUUUCGAAAAAUGUGGCACAUGUAAUGAAUGAUGAAACCCAACGAAAAUAUAUUCAAGCUUUAAAAAGAUUAAUGACUAAAUGUCAAGAAUAUUAUCCAACUGAUCCAUCACGAUGUGUAGAAUAUUCGCAAUUCCACCAGGAGAACAAACCUCAUCUUUAAGUUGUCCUGGAUUUUUUCUGGUUUGUAAUACUGUUUUUCCAGCACCAAUUAAUACCUGAGCUGCAAAUUUCGUUGCCAUAUCUCGAGGUAAUCCAUUUUUCACCGCACCAUCU
Molecule: messenger RNA, 1436 nt
Organism: Chelonus insularis
Lineage: Eukaryota; Metazoa; Arthropoda; Insecta; Hymenoptera; Braconidae
Gene: Prp18
Product: pre-mRNA processing factor 18
Exons: 4
Coding region: 295-1323 (342 amino acids)
Biological process (GO): RNA splicing; generation of catalytic spliceosome for second transesterification step
Cellular component (GO): U2-type post-spliceosomal complex; U5 snRNP; U4/U6 x U5 tri-snRNP complex
Source: RefSeq, a predicted model, not a curated record